Daldinia caldariorum is the source of this 2297-nucleotide messenger RNA. RefSeq lists its product as uncharacterized. The record is from RefSeq and is a predicted model, not a curated record. NCBI's taxonomy places the organism in Eukaryota, Fungi, Ascomycota, Sordariomycetes, Xylariales, Hypoxylaceae. Gene Ontology annotation, molecular function: GTP binding; molecular adaptor activity; GTPase activity. The transcript has 2 exons. Bases 513 to 2132 code for a protein of 539 amino acids. Gene Ontology annotation, cellular component: septin complex; septin ring; microtubule cytoskeleton. Gene Ontology annotation, biological process: cytoskeleton-dependent cytokinesis.
ACUCUUUUUAAAUACACUUCUUGCAGUAUUCCAAAGUCAUAUUUGGAAACAAGGGACAAGAUAAAACGCGAAAUUUAGGCGCGCACAUUCUUACACUUUCAUUCACCUCCAAUUCACCUACCAUUUUAGUACAAAACAAGAUCUCUCUAACAGCAGUAAGAUCCAAUACGAGUUAGAAGGGAUACCCUUUCCUAAAAUCGCAACCGUCUCUUCAGUGGUCCAGCACCUGAGCAUAAUUACGAGUACACCUUUGCGCGAACCCGUCACCAAAAAAAGACCCGAUCGCUUGAAACUAAGAAAGAAGGAUAUCUUGAGCUUGAAGUCAAAACCUACUCUUGAACUGUAAAUUGCCCAGCAAAGUACAAGCUCUCGCGCCUCUUAUUGCGAAGGUACCUAUCACAGGUAGACGUUUCCAAGUCACAGUUGUGGUUUCAUCGUUAUUCGAAUCUUAGAUCGCCCUUGCAGUUUAAGCGCGAAUAGCCUUGAGUUGGUGCUAGCAAGGGUAAAAAACUAUGAGCGAACCGCCUCGUCGAUCUAGCUUCGGGAUGUUGCUUCGACGCAGUAAAUCGGGUGAGUUAGGUAAGGGGGGUAGGAAGCACCAUAAGGAGGUACCGCAACGGGAAAGCGUUCCUAAAUCCCCCCCUCGUCUGCCCGAUCUCUACAAUGGUGCUCAACCUCCUGAACCACUUGAGAGCUUUGGAGGUGAUACCCGCCCAGACUCUAUCGCGAUCGUUUCAGGAAAAGUCGACCAUUCAUUUCACCACUUCCCACCUAGGCCAUCUAUCGAUCCCGGCCGUCCUUCGAUGUCUUCUGUUGCUAGUCCUCCUAUACCUCCCGUCCCCUCAGGAUACUACGUUGACCCCUACGCUCGUGCUGAAAGUAUGACGCAUCGUGGCCGAUAUAGCUAUGCUAGUAGUGCCGUUAGCACUAUUAAUAGUCCCAGAAGGGUUCGGAGGAGGAAGGACCCUACUCCCUUUAACAUUCUAAUCAUGGGCACCCGUGGCUCCGGAAAGACCUCAUUUCUUGAAUUCCUAAAGACUUCCCUGGCCCUGCCAGAGAAGAAGCGGUCUCAACGCUCGACCGAGAUUGAACAAGAGGUUACUACCCAUGCAACUCCCUCGGGUAACUUCAUUCCACACUACGUCGAGAGCGAAAUCGACGGCGAGCGUAUUGGGUUGACCCUAUGGGAUUCGGAGGGUCUCGAGAAAAAUGUGGUCGACUUGCAAUUGAGAGAAAUGUCAACUUUUUUGGAGAGCAAAUUUGAGGAGACUUUUGCUGAAGAGAUGAAAGUGAUUCGAUCACCUGGCGUUCAGGAUACGCACAUCCACGCAGUUUUCCUCGUUCUAGAUCCUGCUCGUCUGGACCGGAAUAUAGCUGCCGCGGAAGCUGCCUCGGCCAAUGGCCACGGCGGAAAGUACGAACGAGAAAUCGGCCGCGUGGUGGGUGGCCUAGACGAAGAUCUCGACCUACAGGUUAUGCGAACACUCCAGGGGAAGACCACAGUGAUACCAGUCAUAUCGAAAGCUGACACGAUAACCACCGCUCAUAUGGCUGUCCUCAAGAAGACCGUCUGGGAUAGCCUUAAGAAGGCAAAAUUCGAUCCCCUCGAAGCAUUAGGUCUUGAUGAUGAAGACGAUACGACGCCAGAUUCUAGCAGAAUCGACGAGGCCGAAGAGGAGGAUGAGGGAGAUGAAGCGGCAGUUGGGGGACCAGCAGAUUCUGGAGAAGACAAGCAAAACGAGGAUGAAUCUGCAGUCGUAGAGGACGAUAGCGCUGAAGCAGAGGAUGAAGAGCCCUCUGUCCAAGGUAGAGCCUCGCCAGCUUCGAAACGCCGCUCGAACACCUCUAUUCGCCGACCUAAGUCAUCUGAGGGAGAGGGAGCUGACGAAGUUCCAUUCUUACCAAUGUCCAUAAUCAGCCCUGAUGUCUACGAGCCUGAUGUUAUCGGCCGCAAAUUUCCUUGGGGUUUCGCAGACCCCUACAACGAGGAGCACUGUGACUUUAUUAAACUGAAGGAGGCCGUGUUCAGUGAGUGGCGCGGCGAGCUGCGGGAAGUGAGCAGAGAGCAAUGGUAUGAGGGAUGGAGAACGAACCGUCUCAAGCAGAGGCAACCUUCGAGCCGACGUCGAUGAGAAGGAAUAGUGGAUAUUUCUAGUGGAUGAGACGUUUUUCUACAUGGUAGCAGGUCUUUGACCUUUUAUGUCUUGGUGUCGUCAUAGCAUACCCCCUUUUUCAGAUAUUUUCUUUCUUGUUUUUCAUAUACCACACGAUGUUGUAUUCUCCGGCCAGCUGGAGCG